This is a messenger RNA of Saccharomycodes ludwigii, 2436 nucleotides long. RefSeq names its product mannosyl-oligosaccharide glucosidase (gene CWH41). Gene Ontology annotation, cellular component: endoplasmic reticulum membrane. Gene Ontology annotation, molecular function: Glc3Man9GlcNAc2 oligosaccharide glucosidase activity. The record is from RefSeq and is a predicted model, not a curated record. Lineage: Eukaryota; Fungi; Ascomycota; Saccharomycetes; Saccharomycodales; Saccharomycodaceae. Gene Ontology annotation, biological process: protein N-linked glycosylation; oligosaccharide metabolic process. Bases 1 to 2436 code for a protein of 811 amino acids. The transcript has a single exon.
AUGUCACAUAUUAAACAUUUUUUGAUUUUCCUAUGUGCGCUACUGAUAACUACCUGUGCUGCUGCAACUGAAUUUAAGACAUUCACUAAAAAACUAAACGAUUCAUUAUUAUGGAGUACAUACAGAUCCAAUUGUUACUUUGGUAUGAGACCAAGAAAUGUUGAUAAAGCACCAUUAAUUACUGGUUUGAUGUGGUAUACAAGUUCUUUUCCAAAAAAGGAGAUAGAUACUGUAAAUAUAGAACCUUAUAUACUUCAACACAUGAGACAUUUUGUAGAUCAACAUGAAAACUUGGACAAGUUUAGUUGGGAGCUUUAUGAUCCAAGGUUAGGUGGGAAAGAAGUUAUCAUUGAUUCCGAAAACAAUGUCAACUUGACACUUUCUUUUGCUAAAACUGACGAUGGUGCUAAUUGGGGUGUGCAUGUUCAUGGCGAACCAUUAGAUCCCACCAAAUCACAAACAUUGUCAUUAGUUUUUUAUGCUGAUCAAGGUGGGGAUAACUCUGCUUUAAUAAGAAACCCAUACUUUCAAGACUCCAUCGUUUUAGAAGGUGAAUCUGAAGAGUUGGGUCCUUACCAAAUGAAAAUAGAAAGCAUAACUGGUAAUUUCCAUAAAGUAGGCUCUAGAUAUCCGUCCGUGGACAUGUCGCGUCCUUUGCAUGAGUCGAUUACUGUUCCUCUCGAUCACGCUUGGCAGGCAAAAAACAUUUACCAAACUCUAUUGAUGGACAGUAUAAAAGAAAGAUUGAUCAAAAUGGAAACAGAAAUUUCUGAUUUGGACUUACCAGCUUUACAAACAAUUUUAAAUGUGCAUAAUUUCCAACCUGGCAAUUAUCACUUAGUUCAACUUGUUUAUGAUAUGGACACGUCAUUUGACUUCUAUAUCACCUAUAACGCCGGGGGUUCAUCUCAAAAAAUUGACAAUGGUUUCCAAUUAAAAAGUUUGAUUAAGAGAAAGUUGGAUAUUAUUGAAAAUAAAUUCAAAAGCAAGGUUCCAAUGCUUUCAACUAUUGAUGAACAAAAAAAAACGUUUGCCAGAGAAACGUUUUUCAAUCUUUUGGGUGGUUUAAGUUAUUUUCAUGGUAAACAACUGGUUGAUAGGAAGACAGACUUGGAUGAGGGAACUUUGGAAAAUAGUGUUAACCUCCAGCAGGCAGAAGAAGAGGGUCCAUUUUCCUUAUUUACACUAGUUCCAAGCCGUGCAUUUUUUCCAAGGGGCUUUUACUGGGACGAAGGUUUCCAUAUUUUACAAUUAAUUGAUUACGAUUUUGAUUUAAGUUUGGAAAUCCUAAAAAGUUGGUUUUCUUUGAUUGAUAAUGACGGUUGGAUUGCCAGAGAACAAAUUUUAGGUCCAGAAUCUAGAUUUAAGGUCCCCGAAGAGUUUAGAGUUCAAAGUCCUCAAAUUGCCAAUCCACCCACUUUACUACUAGCCUUUAGUGAAAUUUUGCAGAAGGCCAUGGAAUAUACCUCUGAUGGUGAUUUCGAAGCUGUGAGUGAUUUGUUGGAUGCGGAGGAGACCGAAUUUUUGAAAAAAAACAAGGGCUUACUAAUUCAAUAUGCUCAUGAUAUUUAUCCCAAGUUAUUGAAACAUUAUGAAUGGUUCAGAACAACACAGAGAGGGCUAUAUGAAGAAUAUGAGGACACAUUUGAAGAAGCCCAUGAGGACGAGGUUUAUAGGUGGUUGGGAAGAACCAAGGAUCUAUGUUUGCCAAGUGGCUUUGACGAUUAUCCAAGAGCCCAGCCACCAGACAUUGCUGAAUUAAAUCUAGAUGCAUUGUGUUGGGUUGGCGUUAUGAAUAGGGUCAUGAAACAAAUAUCUAGCAUUUUAAACUACGAGGAGGAUGUGGCUAAGUUUUCUGAAAUAGAAAAAAACAUCAGAGAAAACCUAAAUAUUGUCCACUGGUCUGAAAAGUACAAAUCCUUUUGUGAUGUUACCAUUGAUAAUGAUUCCUAUGAACCUAUUUAUGUCUGUCAUGAUGGUUAUGUUACGUUGUUGCCAUUUGCAUUGAAAUUGUUAUCCCCGGAUUCUGCUGCAUUGAGGUAUAUUGUAGAUGUGAUGUCAGACCCGGAAAAACUUUUUGGUGAAUAUGGGCUUCGUUCCUUAUCCAAAGAAGAUGAAUAUUUUAGUAAAGGAGAGGAUUAUUGGAGAGGUAAAAUUUGGCUUAACAUUAAUUACUUGUGUUUGGACGCUUUACAAUAUUAUUUCUCGGGUCAAACAACACAGAUAACAGAUCAAGAUUUAAUGAAUGAUGCACAUCAGUUGUACUCCAAAUUGAGAAAGAAUUUGAUUGACAAUACUUUUGAAAACUGGAAGAUUAGUGGUUAUGUUUAUGAAAAUUAUGAUGAAUUUAGUGGUAAAGGUGGCGGUGCAAAACAAUUCACAGGUUGGACUUCCUUAGUUGUCAAUAUGAUUUCCAAACUACCCGAAAGUUUAUAA